Ornithodoros turicata is the source of this 703-nucleotide messenger RNA. RefSeq lists its product as uncharacterized. The transcript has 5 exons. The record is from RefSeq and is a predicted model, not a curated record. The coding region runs from base 48 to 458 and encodes 136 amino acids. Lineage: Eukaryota; Metazoa; Arthropoda; Arachnida; Ixodida; Argasidae.
GCGUGCAACGCCUUCCUUCGUCGGCUACAUCCGCUGAGUGGCUGGUGAUGACGCCUGAGGGCACCCGAACACCAGGAACCGAAACUACACGUGCCACUAGGUUUGCGACUCCACGCACUCCAGGCACCACUCCCUCAUUGCUGAGGUUCGAGCUCCCAGAGAAACCAGGGAAGAGGGUCCGCUUCGACGAUUCUAAUGUGAAACCAUUCGACGUCCGUAAAGAGGUCACCUGCUACCUGCUCAUCGUUGCGGCAAUGGUGUCUUUCAUCAUCGCAGCACUAGUUCUCACCAAGGGGCCCAGGUUGUCUACAACAGAGAAGCCAAGUGGCACUCCAUUCAUCAACGUAUCAAGAACCCCGUUGAAUUUCACCAAUAUUUCUAUAGUAAGUAGCCUAGCCAUACCAAUGCCACCGAGGCUGGGCGAGGUCUGCUCGUUGGUCGAUCUGAUGUAUCGUUAGCUAGCAGUUCCCGUAUCACUGCCAUCCUUCUAGACGCGGUAGCCAUGUGAACAAGCUGCCUUCCUGUCAGCAGACGACAAAAUCGCUAAGCAAGGCUGCAAAGCGCGAUGCAAGAGAUUGCAAUGCAAUCGUCUGCAAGCGAGCGCUUACGCCGCCCUGUGAAUCGCGGACGAUACCUAGCAGACGACACGUUGCGACUCCCUUGAUCUAGGUGGCGCUAGCACAGUCGCUAUAUUACCACCUCA